Molecule: messenger RNA, 433 nt
Organism: Gamsiella multidivaricata
Lineage: Eukaryota; Fungi; Mortierellomycota; Mortierellomycetes; Mortierellales; Mortierellaceae
Exons: 1
Coding region: 58-276 (72 amino acids)
Source: RefSeq, a predicted model, not a curated record
CACGUUUGAUGCUGAUGUUGAUGGUGACCAAGACACUUAGGUUUUUCACGGGUCUUUAUGCGUGGCAUCUGUGUCCCUUGUGCUGCAUUGCAUUGCAGUGCAGUUGGACAGGUUGUUUGGUCCCAUAAAAGAUGUGUGUGUGUAUAUAUAUGUGUAAAACUAUGUUUGGGGGUGUUGUGUGGCCUCGUUUCGCUCCUGGAUUUUUCAAAUCUCUCACACCCCUUGCCGCCCACUCCCUGUUUUGACUCAAAUGCGUUUUGUGUCAUCUUCUCAUAAUCAAAACAGAAAGGGGGGAGAGAACGAAGGAAAUAGAGGGAAAAGGGGAAGUGGGGCAUCUAAAAAGAAGUAAUGCGGUCUAUUCUUUCCUCUUUCCACUUCUCUCUCUCUCUAUCUCUCUCUCUCUCUCUCGCCAGGUAUCAAUUGGGAGCGUGUG